UACCUUCCCCUUCCCCUUCCCCCUCCAUAUACAUCACCUUCUACGCUAUCCACAUCGCAAAUUUCAAUCAAUCCUCUCUCGACCCAUCCACAACCUCAUCGCCUUCCCGAGCCGCUCAUCGUCCCUCGUUAUCCCUAUCAUCCAUCGGUUCGGUGACUUUCGUUCGUACACAAUACCACCAAUUCAGCGGUCAAUUCCUUUCGCUAUUAGAGUCUUCUCGAUCACAAUUUCGCUUCCUCAAACGGUAGCCUUAUUCAACCUCUUCCACUCACAGUUUCGUCAUCAUGGCUACCUUGGCGGAACAUCCGGCCGUGCCCUCGACCUACGAACAAGACAUUGAAACAUUCCUGGAUCUCGACCAACUCGCAUACACCACUGCGGAAAAUGCUCGAUCAAAGACCGCAUUGAUUACUCAACCCACUCUUCCCAGCACCGAGUUCAACGCAGGCGAUGUACGAAGUGCUGGUUUCGCUUCGACAAAUCCCACGCCAGUCGCAUAUCAAGCGCCGAGUCACCAAUACGAUGAACAUAAGCAGCAGACCGGUCUGCCGCCAGGCGCUCUUGCUCAUGCCAUGACCUUCAACCACAUGAACGGAAUGGGGUUCGGUGGCGCCAGCCCAAACUAUCCCAUGAAUGGUGACAUGUAUGCCGGCGCUCAGCUCAAGCGCGAAGAUGCCCCCAUGGACUUCAACAGCCCUCCGACACGCAACCCUUCCGAGAUGGACCUGGAGUCCGACGGCAUGGGGACCGCUUCUGCUUACUUCCUCUCGCCAAAUCCCAGCAACCGGAAUCAGUUUGUGGAUCCUAACGCCUUGAGUGGCCAUGAGGUUGUGCCCGCGGGCCCCUCAACUCAAGUCGGUCGCAUGUAUCCCGGUAUGCACCAGCAACAAGCGGCCAUGGCCAAGGCAGCACAACAACAGAGGCAUCACGAAUUCCUCCGCCAGCAGCAAUUCCAACAGCAACAGCGUCGCUUGGAGGAGCAUAUGCAUGGCCAUGGAGCUCCCCAUAGCCAGACUCCUCGCCCACCUAAUCCGCUGGUGGAAGAGCGGAUCUCGCGGCUUUUGCAACAAAUGCGCCAGAAUGCUAUGGGUUCGCCCGAUGAUUCGCCCUCGCCUUCUUCGUCUCUACCUCAAAUGGCCAAGGCUAAGAAGGACGAGCAGGAUAUGGAUGAGGAUGAGCGUCUGCUGGCCAGUGAAGAGGGCAAGAAGCUCAGCAGCAAGGAACGUCGUCAGCUCCGUAACAAGGUUUCUGCUCGCGCCUUCCGUUCUCGCCGCAAGGAGUACAUCGGUCAGCUCGAGAGUGAAGUGGCCGCCAAAACCACUGAAGCCCAUGAGCUUCGUCUCCAAAACCGUGCUUUGUUCGAGGAGAAUGGUCGUCUGACAGACCUCGUUCGCACUCUUCUAUCCUCCCCUCAUUUUGGCCAGGUUUUGGACGAACUCAGUGUCGGCGGUGUUCCGAUUUCCAGCCAAGCGCAACAGCAGCAACACUCCCAACAUCAGCAUCAACCCCAGCCCCAGCCUCAACCCCAACAGCAGCUCGCACACCCUCAGCCUCAGCAGCAGCAGCAGCAACCGCCCAUCAUGUCUCAGCCACCCAUGCAGCAGCCUCCCCAGGCUAGCAUGGUAAUGGUUCCCAAUCAGGGACUCGAUGGAUCUGCUAUGGCGUUGAACAAUGGAGGCUGGAACUCGGGAAUUGACAUGAACUUCGGAAAUGCCUCAGUCUUCGCCGUUCUGGAGGUUCCUGAGCCCACGAUCGAUUCGGAAGCUCUUUCUGGCAAGUCUUCUACUCUUGUGGAGUCUUACUUUCCCAACUUCUCUGGGGCCAAGAGCGAGGCGUCUAUUCUCAAGUCUUUGCCCUUGACGGCUAAGGAGCCUACCGUUGUUGGCAUCGAGAACCCCGAUGUCGAGAUUGAUGAGUCCGAUCCUGCUUUUGCCCUAUUCCUCGACCAGCCUAGCGCUUCUGCCACAUCGAAAUCGCCUGCGACUUCAGUGGAAGAUCUCUCCGAAAAGACCACGUUCGAGCUUGUGCUAGAGAACCAGCCUCAGGAAUGUCAUGCUCGGUUUGCUCAACUGUGUCACAGUAUGGAGGCCGCCUUCGAACGCGUUUCCUUGAUGACUUCUCACCUCUCAUGA
Molecule: messenger RNA, 2132 nt
Organism: Aspergillus saccharolyticus JOP 1030-1
Lineage: Eukaryota; Fungi; Ascomycota; Eurotiomycetes; Eurotiales; Aspergillaceae
Product: bZIP transcription factor
Exons: 2
Coding region: 285-2132 (615 amino acids)
Biological process (GO): regulation of DNA-templated transcription
Molecular function (GO): DNA-binding transcription factor activity
Source: RefSeq, a predicted model, not a curated record